AUGCAAAACGUCUGUUCCAAGUUCAGGUUGCAGCUUCGUUUCUCCGUUCGCGUGGUGAUGUGCGAGUGCACCUGUGAGAGAUGUGUUCCGAAAGCCGCCUGCGCGGCUGGGGACACAGCCCGGCUCACUCGCACAGCCGCGGUCACUCGCACAGCCUGGGUCACUCGCACAGCCUGGGUCACUCGCACAGCCGCGGUCACUCGCACAGCCCCGGUCACUCGCACAGCCCGGCUCACUCGCACAGCCCGGCUCACUCGCACAGCCGCGGUCACUCGCACAGCCCCGGUCACUAGCACAGCCCGGGUCACUCGCACAGCCCGGCUCACUCGCACAGCCCGGGUCACUCGCACAGCCCGGGUCACUCGCACAGCCGCGGUCACUCGCACAGCCCCGGUCACUAGCACAGCCCGGGUCACUCGCACAGCCCGGCUCACUCGCACAGCCCGGGUCACUCGCACAGCCGCGGUCACUCGCACAGCCGCAGUCACUCGCACAGCCCCGGUCACUCGCACAGCCCCGGUCACUCGCACAGCCGCGGUCACUCGCACAGCCCCGGUCACUCGCACAGCCCGGCUCACUCGCACAGCCGCGGUCACUCGCACAGCCGCGGUCACUCGCACAGCCGCGGUCACUCGCACAGCCGCGGUCACUCGCACAGCCCCGGUCACUCGCACAGCCCGGCUCACUCGCACAGCCGCGGUCACUCGCACAGCCGCGGUCACUCGCACAGCCCCGGUCACUCGCACAGCCCGGCUCACUCGCACAGCCCCGGUCACUCGCACAGCCCGGCUCACUCGCACAGCCGCGGUCACUCGCACAGCCCCGGUCACUAGCACAGCCCCGGUCACUAGCACAGCCCGGGUCACUCGCACAGCCCGGCUCACUCGCACAGCCGCGGUCACUCGCACAGCCGCGGUCACUCGCACAGCCGCGGUCACUCGCACAGCCCCGGUCACUCGCACAGCCCGGCUCACUCGCACAGCCGCGGUCACUCGCACAGCCCCGGUCACUCGCACAGCCGCGGUCACUACAGUGUUGUAGCAGUGGAUAUUUCUCGUGCAAACACCUUUUCUGACUGUAAAUUUCUGUACCACAGCGAGCAGGAGAUUGACUGAGCUUUCUGAUGUUUUGGGGAAACUAAACAGGAGGAGGUCAGUUUCUGUGUAGUUCCAAUUCAUGAAGCAAGCUGGAGGAACACCUGCCCAGCUUCGUGUCCAUGUGGUCUGAACAGAAGGGUAGCCAGAAAUUAUGAAAGCUGCUGAGAGUCUUGGUCGACGGGCCGACUAAGUUUGGAAGAUGCUAUUCCCAGAAUAUAAUGGAAAACAUUUUAUUCAAGUAACAAGUAAAUGAAAUGGGAAGACUCAGUCAGAGGGUUUGAACUACUUCUAUUGUCAUCUGAGAAAGCCACAAUGAAGUGUUAGGCAGCAUUUAAUGUCAGCCUCCAAACGGACAGGAGGUUCUUAGCUCUUGUGGUACCUCCAGAGAACUUGGUGUGGCCGAGAUGUGGACAAAUGUCUGGAGAGAUUAAGAUGCACGUGAUUGUGUGAUAGGGACGGUGCCUGAAGAAACAGCUUGGGAAAUGUGAACGCAGACAAAAUGGAGCGCAAAGGUGACUGAAGGGCAGGACAAGGGCUGUGCUCGCGAGUGACCGUCUUGCUUGGGGGCUCUCGUUCAGCGCUUUGAGUGAGAAUGUUUCCCCGUGGCUUAAGUCAACAGCUGCUAGGAGUUGAGUGUAUUUGUUCUGCGUAGUGUUCCAGUCCGUGUAUGAACUCAUGACUGUAAAACAACAUAAUUUGUAGUGCAGAUUAGAAAAUACAAACUGAUCUUGCCAGGGCUCAAGGUGGCGUCUGUGUGUGUGUGUGUGUGUGUGUGUAUAUAUAUAUUUAUAUAUGUGUGUGUGUGUGCAUGCAUGAACACGCACACAAGCAGCACAACAUAGUUGUUGAAAAAACUACAAAAAAAAAAAAAAAGAA
Molecule: messenger RNA, 1973 nt
Organism: Columba livia (rock pigeon)
Lineage: Eukaryota; Metazoa; Chordata; Aves; Columbiformes; Columbidae
Exons: 4
Coding region: 1-1041 (346 amino acids)
Source: RefSeq, a predicted model, not a curated record